This is a messenger RNA of Impatiens glandulifera, 1418 nucleotides long. RefSeq names its product transcription factor-like protein DPB. Gene Ontology annotation, cellular component: nucleus; transcription regulator complex. Bases 46 to 1092 code for a protein of 348 amino acids. The record is from RefSeq and is a predicted model, not a curated record. Gene Ontology annotation, biological process: regulation of cell cycle; regulation of transcription by RNA polymerase II. The transcript is spliced from 10 exons. NCBI's taxonomy places the organism in Eukaryota, Viridiplantae, Streptophyta, Magnoliopsida, Ericales, Balsaminaceae. Gene Ontology annotation, molecular function: DNA-binding transcription factor activity, RNA polymerase II-specific; RNA polymerase II transcription regulatory region sequence-specific DNA binding.
UAUACAUAUCUCCAUCCCUUGCAGGUUUUUUUGAGAGAGUCGUCAAUGUUUGCCGAUAUGGUGAUGGGAGGAGGCGGGAAUUUACGAGAUGAGGGCGAAAAUCGGACCCAUUCUUCUGUUGUUUCGGCAAUUGGAGGAGGAGCUUCCAGAUCGUGGGGGACCACAAUUUCCGGCCAAUCGGUCUCCACAAGCGGCAGCUUUGGAUCUCCAUCGUAUCGAAGUGACGCAAUGACAACUCCCUCCAGUGAGAAAACUUUUCUGAGGUUAAACCAUCUUGAUAUUCAAGGUGAUGAUGCAAAAUCUCAAGGACCUACUGGGAAGAAGAAAAGAGGUCCAAGAGCAGUUGGUGGGGAUAAAGGGGGAAGAGGUCUUCGUCAAUUCAGUAUGAAAGUGUGUGAGAAAGUCGAAAGCAAAGGAAGAACCACUUACAAUGAGGUAGCUGAUGAACUUGUAGCUGAAUUUGCUGAUCCUAGCUACAACAUGGCAUCUCCUGACAAGCAAUAUGAUGAAAAAAACAUACGGAGAAGGGUUUACGACGCACUUAAUGUACUCAUGGCAAUGGAUAUUAUAUCCAAGGACAAAAAGGAAAUACAAUGGAAGGGUCUGCCUAGGACUAGCCUGAAGGACAUCGAAGAGCUAAAGACAGAGCAUCUUGGACUGCAAAACAACAUAGAGAAAAAAGCAGAUUAUCUGCAAGAGUUAGAGGAUCAAUUUAUUGGUCUUCAGAACCUUGUAAAACGCAACGAGCAGAUUUAUGGCUCGACAAACACUCUUGGUUCACGUAAAAGUGAUAGUGUAGCCUUGCCAUUUAUCCUGGUUCAGACACCUCCCAGUGCAACUGCGGAGAUAGAAAUAUCGGAAGAUAUGCAGCUGGUGCAUUUAGAUUUCAAUAGCACUCCUUUUGAGCUUCAUGACGACAACUAUGUCCUUAAGAACAUGAAUUUGUGUCAAAGACCAAAUUCAUCUGUCAUCGAUUAUGAAGGAAGCGAAGUUAAAGUUUCUUCAAGGUCAAACCUGCAAGUUAAUCCCCUCAAUGCUGUUCCUGGAAUAAUCAAAGCGAGAUAUAAACAUGACAACAAUAGGUUUACAUGAUCUCUUCGUCUUUAACCUGCCAUUUUUCUUGAUCAUCAUCGGCUAUUAUAGCUGGUUAGGUUUUGGAUCAAUUCUAGAAGGUUCAUCUAUAUUUUUUCAAUGGAUUUUAUUUUUAUGAACUGAUUUAGUUAAUUUUUCUCUAUUAUUUAUUAUUAUACAUUAGUUAUUGUAGGUAGAUGAAUCAUGUUUAUGAACUGCACACAUUAUGCUGAAUUCUUUUUACAAGAAUUGUUUAAUGCUAACUAAUUUAGUCAAUAAUUCAUCAAUUUAAAAAUCUUCUCUUCAUCUAUAUAACUGUUCCAAUAUAAAUCAUUUUAAACAGUUUU